Molecule: messenger RNA, 2561 nt
Organism: Cheilinus undulatus (humphead wrasse)
Lineage: Eukaryota; Metazoa; Chordata; Actinopteri; Labriformes; Labridae
Exons: 6
Coding region: 267-998 (243 amino acids)
Source: RefSeq, a predicted model, not a curated record
UUGUAGUUUCGCUGUAACGGACGCCUAAACGCGAUGAAAAUUUGUCUCUGAAGUCAAAUUUCACAAACUUCGACGCUCAAACACAAAUUUAUUUUUUCUUUUUUAUUCGGCCACUGAAGUAUCUGGUAAUUCGUAUCGUCUUCCGUUGCUCUGAAGUUUAAAAUCAGUAAUUUAGUUCUGAAAGCAAACGUUGGCGCAAAACGUACGUUUUUGCGUUAUUACGGGUUAAUAGCCUAGCUUGAUACAAGCAGUUAAUUGUAUUCAAAAUGGCUUACUACCGCGCAAUGAAAGAUGGUACAGAGGUGGGACAGCCUGACUUUUCACUCACUAAAGCCAUUACGGAUGUUCGUCAUCAUGUUCAUGCCCAGACUGUGGCCUUCAAGUCAGCUCUCAUGGAUGCUGAGAAAACUGUGAGGCAAGCACAGCAGAACCUGAGAGACAACACAUGGGAAAUCAUACAACUCCGGUGCCUGGAGAAAGACAUAGACAAACUGACAUUUGUCUAUAAAUUCAUCUACGAGGAUAACUGCAACAUCAGGUCGCCUAUCUUAAAGAGUGAAGCAGAGAUUCGCAUUGCCCAGGCAAAGAUAAAAAGAUGCAGUGACAGAAUUGAUGAUCUCAGAGUGGCUCACCGACGUGCAGUAAUUCAGACACAGUUGGACAUGGACCGGCAUAGGAGGUUGCUGAUCCAGAUGCAGCCUCUGAAGGAAAUCCGUAUGGAGAUGGAUGAGAUUGAUGUUUUGAACAAGGAGAUUUUGAAAAUAAGGAAGGUUACAGAGCGUCGUAAGGAGUGCUUGGGACGGGAGUCAAGAAACCUUGACGAGUUAAAGAAAAAGAUAGAGAUCAAGAAAAGGGACUUGGAAGCUAUUCUGAGGCGGCGCUUCCCAUACCAGAUGAGCAGAGCACAGGAAGUUUUCAGACAACUAUCUGAAGAGCCUGUAAUCAAGAUCUUGUGUCAGCAGCUUGAUGAGCUCAAGAUGGAGUCAUCACAGUACUGAGUAGUUGUUGAUCAUUAAACUUAAGUGUCAGGUUAGUGUAAAUGUGUUUUAUGAGCCGUGUUAUAUAUCAGGACUAAAUGUAGACCUGGAGUUGUUAGGGGCCUGUCAGUUCAAAGAAGAAUAGCUGUAGUUCCUGUUGGUGAACAAGUGGGGGCAGCAGUGUCCAGAAAAUGUUCAACUGUGUCUGCUCAACUUUCUCACAAAUCCGUCACCUUGACUGUGGAAGUGUAGUUUGAUAUCCGUACUGUAGAUCAGAGUUAUUCAUUCAAAGUUCAAUGUUUAUGAAAGAAAAACGUGAAGAAGUGGUUCUGUAAUUGCUUUUUAACACUUUAAUUGAGUUCCUGUGAUAAUAUGACAGCUUGGACGAGUGUUUCAUUAAAUCAGAGACAAAGUCAGCAGGGCGUGGGAUGGGAUUUUAGGUCGAGCGUUGACAUUGAAUCGGUUUGUCCAGUCAGUGUCCAAAUACAGUGACCCGCGCUCAACAAAAGCCAAGUGUCUCCAACUGUCGCUGUGUUGAUGUUGUUUUGGUACACGUUGUUCCAGCUGCCGCUUCACUGGGUCGCAUGAUGGUCCGCGAGGUGACAGGCCCACUGCCGGCUAACAAGGGCGUGACUGUGCUACUUCAGCCAUAGCUCACGACUAAUUAAACAGCAAAAAUCUGCCUUUUCAGAAAAUUAGUGCAAUCAAGAGAGUAUUCAAACAAUCCCUGACGAUUUGAAAGUCAUAAUAUCAAGUGCAUUCUCAUAAUUCCAGCGUUUUAUCACUCUGAAUUGUGCUCAUCUCUUUACGUCAUUGGGACUAUUAUAUAAUAACAAUGAGAAAGCACUGAACUGUGCAUUCAAAGCCUGGUAGAGCUAUGAAAAUGCACACAAAUGUUGCAAAAUUCCCAUGUUCAUCGACUUUAUUCUAAGCUGUAGCAAAUUAAACAUUAAAACCAGCACCCACAUGUUGAAUCCUUCAUUAACACAUUUUAUUUACUCAUUUUGCCUGUUAUAAUGACUACAUUUCUGUUUUUCUUGAGAUUUCAGUUUUAUUAUCUCUAUAUCUCAAAAUAAUGACGUAAAUUUGCCUGUGAUUACAAAUAAUUUUCUAUAGAUCUCAAAAAAUUAAGAGGAAAAACAGCAUUUUUACCUCAAGAUCAGCACAUAAAAGCUCAAAAUCUGGAGAAGACACAACCAGAAAUUCGUCACAAUCACAGUUAAAAGGAAGUAAAAAAAAAUGUAUUGAUAAGUGCCAGCUAAGGAAUUCUGUACCCACGUGUUGCAUGUUUGGAUUUCUAAUCUGUUCAUAUCAUGUUGCAAAAUUCAGCUGAAAAUUGUCUAUCUGAGACGUUUAGAAUUCCCGUGAAUUGGGAAUUCUAUUACAUAAUGUUAUAUUACAAUCCCUUUUUUUUGUCUUUUUUUGGUGCUUUUUACACAUGCACAAAACUCUUUUUUUUGUAUUUCUGGGCUGAGCUGCCUGGGUGAAUGUAAAGAUCCGAAAUUUUUACUUUUGCUUUUCCAGGAAUAUGUCCUGCCAGCCCUCUUGUAAAUGUUCGUGUGAGUUUGUAGCUGUGAGAUGUAA